GAGGUGCCAGGCUCGAGUGUAUCUCGAUUACGUAGCGACUUGAAAGUUGUUCCCGCGGAUUGGCGAAAGCCGGCCAGCCAUAUGACCCGCUGCUUAUUCCACGGCUUCUGAAGCACUCUCGCCACCAGAAAGAUGGGGCCCCCUCCAACCUGGAUGUUUCUGGCGAGUGAUUGUGCGUGAUUGUACGUGAUUGUCGGCAAUGCACGAGCCGCCUCGAGGGUAUAUGAAACCCCCCCCUUUUCCCCUGACUUGUUUCUUUUCUUCUCUCUUCAUAUCACAUCAGACGCCAGCUUUGCAACACCACCAACAUCAAUCACAAGCAAGAUGGCGUACACCGAGCGACGAUCACAGACCCCCGCUCCCCCCAAGAGCAAGCGCAGGGGGUUCUUUAGAACCCUCUCCGCCGCCCGCAGCGCGCGGCACGAAGGGCGAAGGACCGCGGGCUAUGCCCGCACCUUCUCCCGGAGUGACCAGCCUCGGUCAUUGGGUCGCCGCCUCUCGGACUUGUACCGUGAGGAACGGCUGGUGAAGGAUGAGGCUGGGUGCACCUGGGCAACCCACAUUUUGUGGCGCGUCCUCGGUUCCCCGGACCUGACUCCCUUCGUGUGAUCAUUUUCGCUCUCGCA
Molecule: messenger RNA, 626 nt
Organism: Neohortaea acidophila
Lineage: Eukaryota; Fungi; Ascomycota; Dothideomycetes; Mycosphaerellales; Teratosphaeriaceae
Exons: 3
Coding region: 200-529 (109 amino acids)
Source: RefSeq, a predicted model, not a curated record